Messenger RNA from Moneuplotes crassus, 1063 nucleotides. NCBI's taxonomy places the organism in Eukaryota, Ciliophora, Spirotrichea, Euplotida, Euplotidae. The record is from the annotation of a GenBank genome assembly.
UUUUAAACUAUUUUAAGCCAAUGGGUAAGCUGGACAGUCAAAAAUAAGGGCAUUGUUGUUUUGAUCUCUGAAAAGCUAUCACUGAAGUUCCAGCUUAAGUUUUUAAGAAAUGAAAUUAACUGGUUUGGAAGCUCCAAGAUCCAUAAAAGAUUAGAAAAUGACUUCACAAAUAUUCAAUCAUCUCAAUUUAUGGAUGGAGAUAAAGCUAGGCUCAGUGAAUUAAUCAAAUUAAUAACUAUUGAUAUAGAAAGACAACCAAGACAAGGCAACCAAGGAGACGAGAGGAAGGAAUCAUAUGAAGAAAAUAAGAUUGCUAAAUCACAAGACCUUCCGAAUGAAGCAAAUGAAUUAAAAGAGAAAUAUAGAAAACUUCUGUGAAAUCGAGAUCAACUAUGCUCCCACAAGAACGGAUGUAUCAAGAACUCUUUCAAAGGCCUCUUAAGAAACUUUGCUAUCGGCUUCGGCCUCAAUGCUGCCAAAAUAAUUUUGUUCGGCUUGCUCAGACCAGCCAAGUUCACUCGGAACUUUACUUGGAAGAACUUGCUGAGCUGCGCCAGACUGGGAGCGUUUCUGGGGUUGUGGAACUUCAGUUACAAAGCAUUGUUGUGCAUGGGCAGAAGGCUGUUUAAGAGCGACAAGAUCAGUUCAGUGGUGGCAGGUGCCAUUUCAGCGCUUUCAUUAGCCAUUGAAGAGCAGAGUCAAAGAGAAACAAUCGCUCUAUAUUUAUUUGCUAGGAGCACUCAUGCAAUGGCACUUAAGUUAGAGAAUGACGGAAUAACAAGAAAUCCAGAUAAAGGAGAAGUUAUGUUUUGCACUAUAUGUGUAGUUGGAGUAAUAAUGAUCUCAAUGUACCAUGUUGGUAAUUUUUAUGAACUAAAAUUUAGAAAUUUUAAGUAAAUCUCUAAACAAAAUCGUUUUUACAAUGCUAGUACAAAAGAACAAUGAUAAGAUAUGUAGACUCAUAAACUACUACAAGAGAAAUAAGGAACUAAAUGGAAACACUGACUUCAACAUCACCACUUGGCUGAAGGAUAUUUAUCCUACUUCGAACAUAUAAUCUUCA